CCUGUGGGCAGAGAGAGGGGAGACUUCCAUUGAUAAUAAUGCUUUCCAUCGCUUACAGUUAUGGGCUUGAUCCAAAGCCCAGUGAAGUCAGCGGAAAGACUCCCUAUUGGCUUCAAUGGACUUCCUUCCCCAAAGGAAGAGUUUACAGAAGCUAGGAUGGGGAGAGAAAGGAACAUUGAACCCUAUGGGAUAGUUUCUCAUUAUUUGCACAUUCUGCCAGCUCCUCUUCUGUCCUGAGAUAAACAAUUUCUGCAGCUCUUGCUGUUCUUUGUGCAGUCUGUGUUCUCUCCACCUUGUGCAGGCUCAUUCUUUAUCCCCAGCUAUAAAUGCUGAAGUUCUUUGUAAAGACCCCAGUGGUUUCUUUUCUUCCUUGCCCAUUAAAGUAUCUGAAAAAUCAGCGGGAAUGAAAGGUUUUCGUGGAUUUUAAGGCCAAAAAGGACUGUUACGACAAUCCGAUCUGACUUUUUGUAUAAUACAGGAUGAAGAACUUGGACCCAGAAAUAAUAAUGACACCACCGCCUGCCUCUUAUCUAGCACUGUUCAUCAGUAGUACACAAAGUGCUUCACAAAUGUGAUCAGAAUCAUUAUCCCCAGUAAUUUCUGUAUUACGCUUAUAACUUCUGUUUGAGCUAGAGCAGAUCUUUAGAAAGAGGUCUAGCCUUGAUUUAAAGACUGCAAGUGAUGGAGAAUCCACCAUGUCCCUAGGAAAUUGGUUCCAGUGGCUGAUUACCCUCCCUGCUAAAAAAUAGUGCCUUGUUUCUAGUCAAGUUCUAGUCUAGUUUCCGUUUCCAUCCAUUGGAACGCUUUAUCCUUUUUGUGUCAGUUUAAAGAACUGUCUCCUCUCAGAAAUCUCUUUCCCAUGUAGGAUCAGAGCCUCUGAUCAAGCCUCUGUUAGCAUGCUCUUGCAUAAAUGUUGCAUCAAACAGGCAAGCUACUAACAAGCUUCAAUGGGACUUUAUUUACACUGGAAACACCUUUACCAAGCUGCUGCUGCACCCUCUGUAACUCUCACUCAGCCUCCUCAACUCCUCCCUACUCCUUCUAAUUUCUGUCCUUUCAGGCUCCCAACAGCCAGUGCUCCCAGUUCUAAUAAUUCCAAGCAACAUCUAAGCACCACAAUAAACUAAAUAGAUCAUCUGCUGUCUUAAGUGUCUCACUACAAAGGCAGGGUUUUCAGAUCUCCAAUUCUUGUAGCUCUUUUCAGAACUCUCCCCAGUUGUCUGCCCUUUGCCAGUUAUUAUUCCUAUUUGCUUCUGUAUUUGCUUUGCUUUCCUUCUUUUCUGCACAUUUCAGUAACGUUACCAGUUUCCCUUCGUUUUCCAUGGGUGAAACUCAUCCCUGUACAGGGGGCCAGCACUGCCCAGUCUCACUUAAGUUCUUGGGUUUAAAUCGGUUUGGGUCCCUGGAUGGACAUGCACCUAUUUACGGCUGCUGAGGAUCUGGCCCAGCAAUGUGUUGUGUCUGAAUAGUACUGGGUCUGAUCCUCAGCUGUGACAUUCCUGCUGCCUGUUACACAAUUCUGGUUGACACCAAGCAAGUAUUCAUGACAUUUCACUGGGAGAAUAAGGCUGAUUUCCCAAAUAAAAGAAUCUGUUUCGAUAGCUAUCGGAUAUGCUGUGUUAUCUUCUUUUCACAGCUUACUCACUCAAUUGCCAUGUGUGCAACACCACAACUGCGAACACCUGCACGAAUCCCAUCAAUUGCUCAACAGCUGAUCGUUACUGCACAACAUUUAUUAGAACCCAUGCCUUGCAGUGUUACACAUGCCUGGAGCCGAUGAGCGCCCCCCUCUGCGUGACCAUCAGCAACUGCUCCACAGAUGACAUUGUGUGCAAGACAGUAAUGUACUCCCGAGAGGAAGUUUACCCCUUCGUGGGCGACUCAACCGUCGUCAAGUCUUGUGCUCAGAAAUGCAUCCCAUCUGACGUGGAUGAAAUCGGGAGCUCUCGCCCCACCUUCUGCUGUAACUCUGACUUGUGCAACCUGGAUGGGGCAGUCAGCAUACAAAUCAGCUACAUGGUGAUGGGGAUUUCAGCCAGUUUCCUCUGUGUCCUCCUCAGAACUGGGCUGUGAGGAGCCAGGCAGGUGAAGCCUUUACUCCCGAAGCACCACCCAACAAGAGUCAAGCCCCUCUUGGUUGCGCUUGCCAUCUGCAUUCCGAAUGGGUGGCCUUGGACACUUGUAGGAAGCUGCUUCUUCACUUUCUUAGACACACUGGCCUCUUGGAAAGAUGUUAUCUCUGCAUUCCUGUCCCUGUCAAUAAAGGGACCUGGCUCAGGAAUGCCCAGUCGGACAAUCUCUCUACCAGCUCCUUGCUAAAUUAAAUUCAAUGCUAAUCUGUACUGGAAUGUCUUUGUGUCAAUUACUUGUGGAAAAUUCCAUGGCACACCCAGUUACUCAAGGCCAAACUAUUUGAAUUAAGUACAUGACCAUUGUGACCAACACCCCUAGCAAAUGGCUAUUUCACACGCCCCUAUUCUACAGACAUCAUUGCUAAACAACCAGUUGGGGGUGAAAUUCACCUGAAUGCAGUGAGCCAGUGCAACCC
Messenger RNA from Gopherus flavomarginatus (Mexican gopher tortoise), 2548 nucleotides. RefSeq names its product ly6/PLAUR domain-containing protein 2-like. The transcript is spliced from 3 exons. Lineage: Eukaryota; Metazoa; Chordata; Testudines; Testudinidae. Gene Ontology annotation, molecular function: acetylcholine receptor inhibitor activity. The record is from RefSeq and is a predicted model, not a curated record. The coding region runs from base 1612 to 2073 and encodes 153 amino acids.